Carcharodon carcharias (great white shark) is the source of this 4275-nucleotide messenger RNA. Its product is annotated as probable E3 ubiquitin-protein ligase HERC3. The record is from RefSeq and is a predicted model, not a curated record. Lineage: Eukaryota; Metazoa; Chordata; Chondrichthyes; Lamniformes; Lamnidae. Gene Ontology annotation, molecular function: ubiquitin-protein transferase activity. The transcript has 17 exons. The coding region runs from base 1 to 2931 and encodes 976 amino acids. Gene Ontology annotation, biological process: protein polyubiquitination; positive regulation of protein catabolic process; proteasome-mediated ubiquitin-dependent protein catabolic process.
AUGAUCAGUGGUGCACAGGGAGUGAGGCCAAAGGCACUUGCCAAUGGAAACAAGCCUCAACGCAAAACAAAAGCAAACAGGAAAAGACAGCUGGAGAAUCAACUCUCAAAAGGCCAGUUACCAUCAAGACAACAGGCAAAGGAGAAGAAAGAGCGGAAAAAUUCAUCUAUUGUGACUGAUGCAAACUCCAACGUGCAAGGUUGUAUAAUCCAGCCAGUGGUCAAAAGGAUUUUUGCCGGCGCAAACCAGUGUUUUGCAUUGUGCCAUGUUGAUGUGGUUCCAGUUUCUCCUGAAGAUCAAUCUCCAUUCAUUCCCGUGAAUAGAAUUGCCACUGUUGAAGACUCACUCCUGGACAAAUGGAGCGCAACAGAUGAUGAGGAACUGUGGGAAAAUAUCAAAGAGGAAAUUGAUCUUAUCUUUUCUUCUGCUGCGUCCGUCAAUGGGAGCUUCCUGGAAACAAGCAAUGAUGACCAUUUCAAAACAAGCAGAGAGGCCUCAGGAGUUGACAUGUCAGCAGUGAACGUGUGGUUUGAGAAAUUGGGGAAAAAUCCCAGACUUCUACAGGAGGUAACGAAUGUAGUAGAGAAUAACUUGAUCCCUUCGUUAUCUACAUCUCCUGUUGGUGUGGAAGCUCUUCGAGUCUAUUUGGUUCUGCCGGAGCUCAUAGAUGUUCUGAUCGAGCAAAGCAACGCUGUGAAGCUAACAAGUCUCCUGAGCUCAGCUAUUACCUCACUGGAGACAAGCCAACUGGAGAUUCUUGAAUCUUGGUGGAGUAACCUCAAUGAAUUUUUCUUCACGAAACUUGUGAUGAUGUAUAAACGUGCCUCUCAUAGACUUCUUCAAGAGGUGUCUAGAGAGCAGAGGGCAGUUCCUGAUCAACUGUGCAAUUGUCUGGAUAUCUUGCAAAGACUUUACAAGAUAAACUCCUAUGCAAGUUUUCAAAUCCAGGAGAACAGUUUCUACAUACUUCCAGCAGAGGUCUUCACUGGCCCUUCCAUUUCUUGUAAAGCACUGUUACAAUUAAUUCCCUACUCCUGCAUCUUCAAUAUGGAAACUAAGAUUAAAAUUUUCAGGAAACUCUCCCACGUGCGAAUUUCAGAGGGAGAAAUCGUUGAUGAAAGCAUGAUGUUUGACUAUUAUAGAAUCGCUUCUACUGGGAAUAUUGAUGCAUCUAGUAGCAAUACUGAUACCUCUGCUGAGGUCAUUCAUACCUCUGUUGGGAAUAUUGGUGUCUCUGCCAGGACCAUUGCCUCUACUGGGAACAUUUGUAACUCUCUUGAGUUCACUGAUAUCUUUACUGGGAACAUUGAUACUUCUACUGGGAAUACUAAUAUCUCUAUUGGGAACACUGCUUCUACUGGGAACAUUGCUUCUACUGGGAUUACUAAUUCCUCUACUAGGAAUAUUGAUGCCUCUACUGGAAACAUUGAUGCCUUUACUGAGAACAUUGCCUCUACUGGGAACAUCGACACCUCUACUGGGAACAUUGCCUCUACUGGGAACAUUGAUGCUUCUACUGGGAACAUUGCCUCUACUGGGAACAUUGAUGCUUCUACUGAGAACAUUGCCUCUACUGGGAACAUUGAUGCUUCUACUGAGAACAUUGCCUCUACUGGGAACAUUGAUGCUUCUACUGAGAACAUUGAUGCCUCUGCUGGGAACACUGAUGCUCCUAAUGGAUGCAGUGAUGCCUUUACUGAGGACGAUAUUAUUGUCAACCUUGAUGAGAUUCCUACUGAAUUUGAAUUUGAAGAUUGUGAUGAUGAUUUUGAUGAUUAUGAUACUGAUUAUGAUGAUUAUGUUGAUUGUUUUUCCACUAAUUAUUUUGAUAUUACCCACACGUUUAUUUUAAACACUUGGCAUCUCCAUCAGUUCAGAUGCCUUCUACACAUCGACAGAUCAAACGUCCUUCAAAACACAUUGAUGCAAUUAAGAUCUUGUAAUGACAGAGUCCUUCGUGGUUGUUUUAAGGUCUGGUUCAAGGGUGAACCAGCUAUUGAUGACGGUGGAGUGUCACAGGAGUUCUUCUCCAUCAUAGCUGAGGAAAUGUGUACUCAGCCGAAGGCAUUCAAGCUAUUCGAGGAAUCCAGGCUUGUUUGGUUUCCGGAAUGGGACCCAGAAAUUAUUGAUAUUUUUCGCCUGGCGGGAAUUCUCUGCUGGCUUGCUCUAUACCAUGGCUUUGUCGCGGACUUUCACUUUCCUUUGGCCCUAUACAAGAAGUUACUCAAUGUUCCAGUCACUCUGGAAGACCUGAAGGAACUCUCACCAACACUAGGGCGAAAUCUGCAGGAGCUUCUCAAUUAUGAGGAUGAUGAUAUCGAAGAGACAUUCUGCUGGAAUUUCACUAUAGGGAAAGAAAUGAUUGAUGGAUCUGUAACUGAACAUGAAUUUAUUCCAAAUGGUAAAAACAUUCCUGUAAAAAAACAUAACAGAAAGCAGUUUGUUGACAACUAUGUGGAUUAUGUCUUUAACACAUCAGUGGAAAAACAUUUUAAAGCCUUUUCAGAUGGAUUUCGAUGGGCUUUCCCACUGCCAGUUGUAGAUAUAUUCCUGCCUGUUGAACUGAUGGCUGUUAUCCAAGGAAACACCAAAUAUGACUGGAAACUGCUGGAGGAACAUACGGUGUACCAUGGGUACACAAAGGCUGACGAAACCAUUACAAAUUUCUGGGAAAUGUUUCAUGGACUAACAGAGGAAGAUAAGAAGGAUUUUCUUGCCUUUCUGACAGGCUGUGACAGGGUUCCAGUUGGAGGCAUGGGGAGUCUCCGAAUUACCAUCCACCAUGACCCAAGGGAUGAUCCUGACUUGUUCUUUCCAUCUGCCCACACCUGCAGCAAGAUAUUGGAUCUCCCCAAGUACAGCAGCAUGGAGAUUCUGAGAGAGAAGUUCCUUCGGGCAAUCGGAUGCAGUAAAGGAUUUGGCAUAGCAUAAGGACGGAAUUCAGAAGGCCUUCCUUCACUUUAGCUAUAAUGUCCAAUAUUGUCCCUAUUGGUAAUCAAUAUUUACAGAAUUCAAUCUAGCUGUGUUUGCAAAUGGCUGCUCAUCCCCUUCCUUUCUAAUAUAACCUCUUAUUACCAUCUAUACCCAUGUAAAAGUCAAUCUGAUGUAAAAAUUGACCCAUGAUUUUUCAUAUACCUCAUGUAAAAGUUGACCUUAGUUUUUUCGGGAAUCAUAGACCACUGGCUGCCCCACUCCUCUCCCCACUCCCCUGAGGACCCCUUCACACACUCACUUGAGAAAUAGUGGCUGAUAGGAGACACUGACCAAGGGAAGUCCUGGUGUGAAUCUGCUUGCCUGGCUUGGAGCUGCUCAAACAGAUGCCCUGCUAAUGUCACCAUUGCGGACAGCCUGAAUCACAGCACUCCCCAAGGACCCACAACUGUGACCAAACAAUCUGCCAAUCUCGCCCUGCACACAUGGCCUCAGAACUAAACAAUGCAACCUGUCCAACUACAGCAGAAUGGACCUCACCAGGGUACACCCAUCAUGUCAUAGCAACAGGCUAAGGGCAGCUGGCCAAUCCUGAGCUGUUCUAGAUAGCCAAUCUAUGUACAGGAUGCUGCAUGGGCCCAAAUCAAGCAUACAUAUAAACCCCUCGAACUUAUCACUCUUGUAAAAGUUGACCCUUAAACUUUCAAAAAUUGAAAUUUUACAUGGGUAUAUAUAUAUAUAUUGUAUUUUAUUUUUAGUUAGCUGGCUACUAAUGUAUUCAUAUUUUGGAUGUUGUACUUAGAGUUGACAACAUGUAAGUUGAUGGUGAUAAAGACAAUAAUAGUCUAAUAUUUGAAGCAAUAACUAUCAUAACACUUUAGCCUUUAAGUCUCUCAUGCAUGUCUUUGUGGAUUCUGCUGAUGUUAAGGUUAUAAAAUGUUCUGUGCGUUGGAUAGAACGACAGGAGAUGGACAAUGUUUCAACCCCCCACAGUGCUUAUACUGGGGGAAUUUUCACUGGCCAUUAGAGGUGGCUGAGGAGGGGGACCCCUGUUGUGUCUGCAGCUCACCUACUCACAGGAGGGGAGAGCAAGAGUGGGAGGUCAAAGCACCAUGAGAUUCAUAUGCAGUGAUCACUCUAAAUCACCAAGCUGACCAUCCUCAGGACAUUCACGGGAAAAUACUUGCAAUUUUUUGCCCGCCAUGUACAGACGGAUCCGGAUAAUGAUGGAUGCAAGGAAUUUGCUGUGUGUUCCAUCAAUGGUUAGUGUUGCCAACCCUCCAGGAUUACCCUGGAGUCUCCAGGGAUCAAAGAAUAAUCUCCAGGAUACUGUUGCAAGCAAAA